AUGUCGGGCCUCCCUCCCGGCUGGGAAUGGGACUACGACGGCGCCCGCUGGUUCUACCGAUACAAGCCCAACGGCCACGUCCAGUUCCAUUUUCCCAAAGAAGGCGACGAAUUCCCCGACUUCAUUGACAACUUCGCACCGGUACCUGACCUCGCCCCCGAAGAAAAGCUGGAAAGCCAGCAACAGCUCAAGAGGCGCACCACGGUCGAUACCGAUCCGCAGUCCAAGAUGCGCGCCACUGGCGGGCCUCUGACUGACUUUGGCAUGAACCGAAGUGGCUUCGGAGGGCCCAUGAGCAACGAUGACGACGACGAUGGCUUCUUCUUCCAACCGGAAAACUUCAUGUAUCUGGGUCCCGGUGCCUAUACAGAUGUCAGUCCCGAGGCUGACGAGGACGAGCGGGAAGAGCCCCUCAAGAAGGCUGGCGGGAGCGACGGUGUCGAAUCUAACAGCAAGAACAAGGCACUGCUCGACGCGGCCAGUGAGAAACCGGGUGUGUCGCCUCUUCAAAGCGAGGCCAAUACCCCUUCCGUCAUCAACAGUGUGCCGGUGCAAGAAGCAAGCGUUGUGCAGGAACACAUCACGACAGGACCCCCCGCUGAGCCACCCCUCAUAAUCAACACUCAAGACCUCCCCGUACCCGCUAGCACUGUCGCGGCUUCUCCCGAUGUUCCUCUUUUGGAUUCCGUUGAAAAGCCUCGCCAGGGCCCGUCUUCUACCUUCCAGCCGCCGCCAUGGGAUCCUGUAGGGAUCAUGGCCGAGAUGGCUACAGAGCAUACCGCCCCAGCUCAUAUUGAAGUCCAUCCAGACCCCGUAGAAAUGGCUGAUAACGCCGUACUGGCUCCUAUAGAGACGCGAGUCGUCGACUUUGGCAUUGCCGAACUGUCUGAACGGACGAGCCCUUCAGACCCCAAGCCGCCCGCGCAAUCGACUCACGAGCUACUUCAUCAGACAAACAUGAGUGACGAUGCUUUGUACGGAGCAACGUUUGGGACAGGAUCAAGGCCUCAGACUUCGUCGCCGCCUCGCGCAUCGCAGGUCUCUUCAGACCCCAGCUCACAUGCUGUGGGGGACGAGACAAAGCCCGAUAGUUCACUUGCCUCAUCAGCACCCCAAAAGACGCCAAACCCACCGACAGAUGCCAACAACACGACUCUCGCCAUCAAGCGGAAGCCCUCAAAUUCAGAGGCAAGCCAAAGCAAAUACCAACCUUACGUCCCUGGUGUCACAAGCAACGCAACUCCGGUUCACCCAAACAAAGAACUCGACUUCAAGCCCCGAGACCAUAGUAACUCUCUGUCAAGAGAAAUGUCCCUGAUGAUGGGCCCGCGUCCCAAGCUCGAUCAGAAAAGCAUCCCAUCUAUCCUGCAGCCUCCGCAAGUGCCACCGAAAGUUCCGGUUCAACUCAACCAGCCGCCGCAAACCCUGCAUCGCUCCCAAUGCCCCGAGAUUGUACUCAAGGUCCAAGUGCUGAUAUCGGUGUCAGCCAAAUCUCAGAUGCGGGCCCGCAGGGCAAUUUGCAACAUGUUCCGUCGGUGUUGA
Colletotrichum spaethianum is the source of this 1542-nucleotide messenger RNA. RefSeq lists its product as uncharacterized. NCBI's taxonomy places the organism in Eukaryota, Fungi, Ascomycota, Sordariomycetes, Glomerellales, Glomerellaceae. The transcript has 2 exons. The record is from RefSeq and is a predicted model, not a curated record. The coding region runs from base 1 to 1542 and encodes 513 amino acids.